Messenger RNA from Lytechinus variegatus (green sea urchin), 945 nucleotides. Its product is annotated as vascular cell adhesion protein 1-like. The record is from RefSeq and is a predicted model, not a curated record. The coding region runs from base 1 to 945 and encodes 314 amino acids. Gene Ontology annotation, cellular component: cell-cell junction. The transcript has 3 exons. Gene Ontology annotation, biological process: cell-cell adhesion. NCBI's taxonomy places the organism in Eukaryota, Metazoa, Echinodermata, Echinoidea, Temnopleuroida, Toxopneustidae. Gene Ontology annotation, molecular function: cell adhesion molecule binding.
AUGACAGCCGGCCAACAGCAUGCCAUAACUUGCACAGUACAAGGGGCACGCCCACCGGCUCUUAUUGAAUGGAGCACUGAUGUUGAACGUAUCCAGGUCAUGGAUCAGGAAAAUGUUGUUGAAGGCCAGAGCUACGUAUCCCACAGGGUAGCAACCGUCAACCCUUCUAAAGAUGACCAUAACAAAGUAAUUUGCUGUCUGGCAUCUCAUAGUAAGCUUCAGAAUGUUCUUCAGUCAACCGUCAGUCUCUUUAUUCAAGUCAGGCCAAGAGAAUUACAGAUUACAUCUUCUCUGACCAUAACAAUCAAAGCGGGAACCAAAACUCUCACCGUGUUUGAAAACGUUCCGGUAAACAUUACCUGCCGAUACUUUGGAUCUCGUCCUCCUGUUCCACUUUCCUGGGAACUUGGACCUACAGCGCCUUCUGGUGGUAUCACAUAUACCAGUAGACCAAACAGCAUGGACAACACAUUAAGUGAUGGAGAGAGCACAUUGCGGAUCACACUACAAAGAAGUGCUCAUUUCAAAUUUGUGCGAUGUUUGACAUCUGCCGAGGAAUGGCAAGUUAAUGAACAAGUGAGACUUGUCGUUUAUGGUCCACCAGAUCCUCCAGAGAUACUCAAUUCUCCUGACUUACAAGAUGGCAUCGCCGCAUCAGUCACGUGCAUCGCCAACAAUGGGUAUCCGGUUCCUGUGUUCCAAUGGAAUCUAGGAAUGAACGAUCUGACCAACGAAUCAUUGAGAAUAAAAAACACUGACAAUAGAUCUACUGACAACCAAAGAGUUAUGGCACGAAGUGUGCUUACGUUCACUCCAAGGAAGAAAGACCAUGGCCGAUAUCUUGUCUGUCAGGUACAUCAUCCUGAAACCCCGGGUGUUUGGUCUCGGAGCAUAUGGAUAACGAUUAACGUCACAUGUAAGUUGGUCUUGUCUUUUCGACAAUAA